CCCUCUGAGUAGAAGCGUGCUUGGAAUUCUCCCGGUCUCUCGGUCACUACGAAGCGCUCGCGCGCAGUCAUUUACCCGGGGCACGUCUGCACAGAGCGCGCCGUAGAGGACCAUAUGGAGGAGUGCUUGACCAGAUCGUGCCCGUGUCUCCGGUCACUAUGGGACCGAAUAUUCAAAAGCGAAAAAGUGAACGAAGGACUCGAGAGGAAAGGCUCGAACGGCGACCUGCGAACAGUGUCCAGUGAACAGGAUUUGGAGCAGCGCUAUAAGCCGUUGGAGGAGAGUGCCAUUUAUGUUGCAUUAUGGGCUUUCGAAGCGCGCGAUUCCGAUGAGCUGUCGUUCGAUGCCGGCGAUCGGUUCCGCGUCGUCAGGCGCGAGGGGGAUUGGUGGACCGCCGCCAAACUGGACGCCAGCGGGCGUGUGCUCGCCACCGGGGUUGUGCCGAACAAUUUCCUGGGGCGCGCCGAAUCGAUCACGUCGCAGCCGUGGUUCUUUGGCCAAAUGAAUCGGAUCGAGUGUCUCAGCCACCUCCUGACAGAUCAAAACAAAGAUGGAGCUUUCCUGGUGCGAGUCAGUGAGACCGACAAUGUGGGCCACGUUCUCUCAGUUAAGGUAAAAAACAAAGCCAAGCACUUUAAGAUCUACCACUCAGAGAAUGAAUUCUACGUGGAAGAGUCCUGUAGCUUCUCCAGUUUGUUGGACCUUAUUCAACACUAUCAGGGUCAUCCUCUGGCCUCUGUGAACAAACUGGGAAAACCCUGCGUCAGGCGAAAGCCCAAGCAGCAAGACCUGUCUCACACCACAGUGGACAUGUGGGAACUUCCCAAAGAAGACUUCACUCUGGAGAACAAGCUGGGAAAUGGUUACUUUGCUGACGUUUAUCGAGGCAAGUGGAAGAACCAAACCAACGUGGCCAUCAAAAUUCUCAAGAACAAUGACUCUCUGAACCAGAAAACGUUUCAGAUGGAGGUUGAGGUUUUGAAACAGUUGCGUCACAACCACCUUAUCUCACUCUUCGCAAUAUGCACUUCCUCCACACCCUAUUACAUCAUCACCGAGUACAUGGAGAAGGGAAACCUGCUGGAAUUACUCCGCAGUCCAGAGGGCAAUGCUUUAGACCUGGAAAUCUUGACUAACAUGGCAUACCAGGUGGCUGAUGGGAUGACUUACCUCGAGGAUCAUAAUAGUAUUCACAGAGACCUGGCAGCUCGCAAUGUGCUUGUUAGUGAAGGAUACCUGUGCAAAGUGGCUGACUUCGGUUUAGCACGAAUUAUCAAGGACCCGAUCUAUUUGUCUAAUGAAACAAAAAUCCCGUACAAGUGGACGGCACCUGAAGCUAUGGAGCUUGGCAUUUUCUCGAAUAAAUCUGAUGUCUGGUCUUUCGGUAUUCUCUUGUAUGAGAUUUAUUCGUUUGGCGCAAUUCCAUAUUCAGGUGUCGGAAAUAAAGGUGUACUUAAAGAGAUCAAAAAUGGUUACAGGAUGCCUGCUCCUUCCAAAUGUCCUCCUUUCAUCUAUGAGAUUAUGCAGUCCUGUUGGAGCAAGCAGCCAGAGGAUCGUCCAGAUUUUAAGCGGCUGAAAUCUGAGCUUCACGAGUGCAUUAACCGUGUCACUUAGCUCCAUAUAUCCUGUGUGUAUAUAGUGUACAUACAUUUUUUUUUUGUUUUCUGUUUUUUUGCAGAGAAAUGUACAGUGUGUUAUAUAUUUUUUGACUUUGUAAAGUUCCUGUAUAUAAUUUGUCCAAUCUCGUACGGAUUUAAGACAGUGGCACAUCUGAAAUACCCUAGUAUAUUAAUUGUACACAAUGUAUUAUUUGUAAUUAGAUUUUAUAUAAGUUUAUUAAUUGCUAUACAGACAUCAUGGAUCUCCUGUAAUGGUAUUGUCAAGAUGUUCCAGUUUAAUUUAAGAAGCACCAUAAUCAUCAAGAACUGUAAAAUAUCUGAUCUUGCUUUAUGCACCAAGACUGUAAGCGAUGACAAGUAUACAUUUUAAUGGAAGCCUAUUUCAUUAGCUUUGCCAUAGCACAUUUCAUUACAUUCAUAUUUCAUUAAAAUAUGGAUGUAUGUUGACUUACAUACAGUUAUUUCCUGCACCGUGACCGAAAUCUUUGAACCGGCAUUCAAUCAGAGCAGGAUCGGCUAAAACGCCGGCUAAAGUUGAUCAUGAAAAAGACCAAGCACAUGCUCCUGAGCUCAUGGUUUGUCCUUGCAGCUUAUAGUUUUCAUGUAUGUAUCCUUCUGAAACAUUAUCAGUGUUCACACAGUACAGCUUUUUGAUACAAGAAUAAGAACUUUUAUU
This is a messenger RNA of Hemibagrus wyckioides, 2295 nucleotides long. RefSeq names its product PTK6 protein tyrosine kinase 6b (gene ptk6b). The transcript is spliced from 8 exons. Lineage: Eukaryota; Metazoa; Chordata; Actinopteri; Siluriformes; Bagridae. Gene Ontology annotation, cellular component: extrinsic component of cytoplasmic side of plasma membrane. The record is from RefSeq and is a predicted model, not a curated record. Gene Ontology annotation, molecular function: non-membrane spanning protein tyrosine kinase activity; ATP binding; signaling receptor binding. Gene Ontology annotation, biological process: cell surface receptor protein tyrosine kinase signaling pathway; cell differentiation; innate immune response. Bases 115 to 1614 code for a protein of 499 amino acids.